GGGGAGGGGGAGCUCAUUCCUCCUCCUUCUCUGCCUCAAAGCCUUUUGCUUUCCAAGCUCAAAUGCUAGCUGAAAUCUGACGCCUGGACCGCAUAUACUGUGAGACGUGGGCAUGCCCUUGCAGUGCACUGAUUUCCUCUGCAGUUUGGAAAGCCAGAGCCGUGCUGAGGCUCCCAGCAAGGAGCUGCUUCAUCAGGCAGCGAAUGCCACAUUGCUGUGCUGCCUGCGCAGGGGGCUCCAGCAUGGUCCUGAGGGUCCUGCUCCUCCUUGGUGGGCUGCUCAGGGCUGCCGAGCCUGCACCCCGCUGUGAAACCGGACAGGAGACCCUAGAUGGGACUAUGAGAGGAGGCAGCACUCUCAUCCUCUGAGCCCAGGGAAGCCUCUGCUCAAAAAUCAGAAGAGGUGUAUGCUCUUUCAAGUACAGAACAAGCAGCGACUGAAGCCUGCCAAGUUAAUCUGGAGAUGUCAAUGCCAAACUGUACAGAAAGCAAAAUGUGUGGACAUCGCCUUAAGUUCUUGUACUGAUGUUGCCUAUACUCAAACGAUGUAUCCUAAUUUUCUGGAUCAGAAGUCUCGAGAAGUGAUUGAGUACAGCUCUGAGUACAUCCUCAUCAGUGUGCUGCACAACUUACUCCAGGGAGAAUGCAAUCCAGACCUGAGGCUCCUGGGCUGCUCAGUGCUGGCUCCGCAGUGUGAAAAGGACAAAGUUAUAAAGCCCUGCAGACAUGUCUGUGAAAACCUGAAAAAAAGUUGCCUUCCUGCUUUUGAUGCAAUAGACAUGGCUUGGCCCUACUUCUUAGACUGUGACCGCUUUUUUGCUGGGGAAGAAGAGGGAUGUUUUGACCCACUGGCAAAGCUGAGAGGAGAAGUAGAUGUUGAGGAAGAUCUGCCAUCAGACUUGCCAGCAACUUUUAUUCAGUUCAAACACCACUCAUAUUCCCAAAUGGUCAGGACAUUGAAGAAGACUGCUUCUAAAUGCUCCCACAUUGCAACAACUUACAGCAUAGGUCGCAGUUUUGAAGGGAAGGAUCUUUUUGUGAUUGAGUUUUCAACUAAGCCAGGACACCAUGAACUGCUGAAGCCAGAAUUUAAGUACAUUGGCAAUAUGCAUGGAAAUGAAGUUGUGGGGAAAGAACUGCUAGUAUACCUCGCACAGUAUCUGUGUUCAGAAUAUCUUCUUGGGAACCCUCGCAUCCAGACCUUGAUUAAUAAUACCAGAAUUCAUCUUCUACCUUCGCUCAACCCUGAUGGGUAUGAACUGGCUGCAGAAGAGGGAGCUGGUUACAAUGGAUGGAUCAUUGGACGUCAGACAGCUCAAAACUUGGACCUGAAUAGAAAUUUCCCUGAUUUGACAUCUGAGGCUUACAGAAGAGCUGGGAUCCGUGGGGCCCGCCUUGACCACAUUCCCAUUCCACAAUCCUAUUGGUGGGGUAAGGUGGCCCCUGAGACAAAAGCAGUCAUGAAGUGGUUGAGGUCUAUCCCGUUCGUGCUCUCUGCCAGCCUCCAUGGGGGUGAGCUGGUUGUGACCUAUCCUUAUGACUAUUCAAGGCAUCCUAUGGAGGAAAAAAUGUUCUCCCCUACACCUGAUGAGAAGAUGUUUAAAAUGCUGGCUAAAGCCUAUGCAGAUGCACAUCCAGUUAUCUCUGACCGAUCUGAACUCCGUUGUGGUGGAAAUUUUGUAAGACGUGGAGGUAUUAUAAAUGGUGCUGAGUGGUACAGCUUCACUGGAGGUAUGGCAGAUUUUAAUUACCUUCACACAAAUUGCUUUGAAGUCACUGUGGAGGUAGGAUGCGAAAAGUUUCCUUUGGAGGAAGAGCUGUUUACAAUUUGGCAUGAAAACAGAGAUGCCCUUCUGAAUUACAUGGAAAUGGUUCAUCGGGGGAUAAAAGGAAUUGUGUCUGAUAAGUUUGGCAACCCAAUAAAAAAUGCUCGUAUUUCAGUCAGGGGCAUCCAGCAUGAUGUCACCACAGCUGUUGAUGGAGACUACUGGCGACUCCUGCCUCCAGGGACAUACGUGAUCAGUGCCCAAGCAGCAGGGUACAGCCGGGUGAUGAAGAGGGUCACUAUUCCUGCCAAGAUGAAACAGGCUGGGCGAGUUGACUUUGUAUUGCGACCUGUUGAGGGUUGGCCCAACAAGCUCCUCCGCCGGUCGAUGGAAGACAUGUACGACCCAUAUGACCCACUGGAACUUUUUGACCCUCAUGCCCAACGUGGGGAGCAUGAGGCGCGAGGUGGGUCACUGUCAGGCAGGGAGAAGCCCUGGUGGUGGUCUUACUUCAGCUCUCUAGGCCUGCACAAACCUCUGUGGCUGCUCAGGCAGCGCUGAACGGCAUCGUGGUGCUCUGCUCAUCUUAGUUUGCUGCCCUUCCACUCAACUAAAGAUGACCUCACUGCUCUUGGCAGUAUUUAAAUUUGUUUCAUUUGAAAAUAAAAUGUUAAUUCAAGCACACUUAUCUCUUUUGUUUUCAGUUCAUACACAACUGCGUAUGUUCAUCUGUUUUUAUAUAUUAAAAGCAAUGGUGCACACCCAUUCAAAAUCCAGGUUUUAUAGAGUUUUUUUCUUAGUAGUGCUCUACUCCUGCACAUGUAUUUAACCAACACGUUCAUUACUUAUUAGGUUUUAAGUACUUACAAGAAAAUAUUUCUGAUCCUUUAAUGC
Cuculus canorus (common cuckoo) is the source of this 2659-nucleotide messenger RNA. It is a transcript of the gene CPZ, whose product is annotated as carboxypeptidase Z. Bases 407 to 2326 code for a protein of 639 amino acids. The record is from RefSeq and is a predicted model, not a curated record. Gene Ontology annotation, molecular function: metallocarboxypeptidase activity; zinc ion binding; protein binding. NCBI's taxonomy places the organism in Eukaryota, Metazoa, Chordata, Aves, Cuculiformes, Cuculidae. The transcript has 12 exons. Gene Ontology annotation, biological process: proteolysis.